AUGAGCAAUCUUGAAGCUGCUGGACGAGUAGCACUAUGGGCGAUAGAGUUGAGUGAGUUUGGUAUACAGUAUCGACCACAUAGUGCCAUUAAGGGGCAGGUAGUUACUGACUUCAUUGUAGAAUUCACUAACAGGGAGAGCCAAGAGGUAGAAGUGUAUCCUCGGUGGAGUGUACAUACUGACGGAUCAUCCAACUGGCAAGCUGGAGAGGCAGGUAUUGUGCUUCGAUCUCUGGAAAGGGAGGAAAUUGAAUGCAUGGUUUGUCUCAACUUUCCUACUACUAAUAAUGAAGCAGAGUAUGAAGCUCUAGUGACAGGACUAGAUCUCGCUAAAGCAGCAGGGGCCGCGAGCGUGGUCAUUCAUUGCGACUCUCAAAUCAUCACCAACCAAGUAAACGAGGAUUACGAAUGUAAGGGUGAAUGGAUGAAGAAUUACCUGGAGCAAGUGAAGAGAAGGGUAGACGACUUAAGGGCAGAGGUUGUUCAAAUCCCCAGAGGAGAGAAUGAGCGAGCCGACCGUCUUGCCAAAGCCGUGUCAGCAGAACACAUGAUCAUCUCCAGCAAGGAAGCUGCAAGAAAGCUGAAGGUCCAAGCUGCACGAUUUGUUAUGAUAAAAGACAAUAUGUACAAGAGAGGCUUCUCCCGCCCGUACCUUAGGUGUUUAAACCCCAAAGAAGCGGACUAUGUCAUGAGAGAAGUACACGAAGGGAUCUACAGCAACCAUUCAGGAUCGCGGUCAUUAGUUCACAAACUGAUUGGAGCUGGAUACUACUGGCCCACCAUGCAGAAGGAUGCCCAGACUUAUGUCAAAGCAUGUGACAAAUGUCAAAAGUUCAAAAACGUCAUCAGACAGCCGAUGGAAGAAUUUACCACGAUGACAACCCCGUGGCCAUUCGCUCAAUGGGGACUCGACAUCAUGGGUUCCUUCCCAAUGGCAAUGCGACAACUGAAGUUCCUUAUAGUCAGUAUAGACUAUUUCACUAAGUGGAUAGAAGCAGAAGCCUUGGCUACCAUUACGGAGAAGAAUGUGAGAACGUUUGUUUGGAGGAACAUUGUCUGUAGGUAUGAAAUCCCCAAAGCCUUGGUAUCAGAUAACACGAAAUAG
Messenger RNA from Quercus robur (English oak), 1104 nucleotides. RefSeq lists its product as uncharacterized. Gene Ontology annotation, molecular function: RNA-DNA hybrid ribonuclease activity; nucleic acid binding. Bases 1 to 1104 code for a protein of 367 amino acids. The transcript has 2 exons. Gene Ontology annotation, biological process: DNA integration. The record is from RefSeq and is a predicted model, not a curated record. NCBI's taxonomy places the organism in Eukaryota, Viridiplantae, Streptophyta, Magnoliopsida, Fagales, Fagaceae.